This is a messenger RNA of Telopea speciosissima, 1853 nucleotides long. Its product is annotated as phosphoinositide phospholipase C 6-like. Bases 50 to 1825 code for a protein of 591 amino acids. Gene Ontology annotation, biological process: lipid metabolic process; phosphatidylinositol-mediated signaling. NCBI's taxonomy places the organism in Eukaryota, Viridiplantae, Streptophyta, Magnoliopsida, Proteales, Proteaceae. Gene Ontology annotation, molecular function: phosphatidylinositol-4,5-bisphosphate phospholipase C activity. The record is from RefSeq and is a predicted model, not a curated record. The transcript has 9 exons.
UGAAGAGUUUUGGAAAGGAAUAGAGGGAUAUAGAGAUCAUUAGAGGAAAAUGGGGACUUAUAAGAUGUUUUUCUGCUUUACGAGGAAGUUCACGAUCGGCGAGUCUCAGCUUCCGGCUGACGUGAAAGACGCCUUCAAUAGUUACACCGAACGGGGGAAUUUCAUGACAGCCGAGCUGCUACGUCGUUUCUUGGUUGAGGUUCAGGGCGAGGCCGAUGCGACAAUCGCCGAUGCGGAGCAUAUUAUUCAUCAAGUUAUUCAACAACGACACCAUAUUACUAGAUACGCGAGGCAUACGCUCAAUAUAGAUGAUUUCUUCGAUUUCAUCUUUUCUGUUGAUCUCAAUGCCCCCCUUAAAAAUGAGGUUCAUCAAGAUAUGACUGCUCCAUUGUCCCAUUAUUUCAUAUAUACAGGCCACAAUUCUUAUCUGACUGGAAACCAACUUAGUAGUGAUUGCAGCGACGUCCCAAUCAUAGCGGCACUGAAGAGAGGUGUGAGAGUGAUUGAGCUGGAUAUAUGGCCAAAUUCUUCAAAAGAUGAUGUGCAUGUUCUUCAUGGAAGGACCCUGACUACUCCUGUGUCACUCAUCCAAUGCUUGAGCUCCAUUAAAGAGCAUGCCUUUUCUACAUCACCAUACCCUGUCAUUAUUACACUUGAAGACCACCUUACUCCAGAUCUUCAGGCUAAAGUAGCUGAGAUGGUCACCCAGACAUUUGGUGAAAUGCUGUUCUUCCCUGAGUCAGAGUGUUUGGUGGGAUUCCCCUCACCUGAAACACUAAAACAUCGGAUUAUUCUUUCAACCAAGCCACCAAAAGAAUACCUCGAUUCUAAGGGUUUCCAGGACAGAGGUAGCAACUUACAAGAUGUAAAAGAUUUGCCAGAUGAAGAAGACUCAGUGGGAAAAAAAGGCUCAGACCCGAUGGCUGAAUCUGAAUCUGCUGAUGAUAAGAGUGACUGUAAUUCUCAAGAUGAUGAAGGUACGGAUGACAGUUAUCGUUAUUCACGCCAGUUUGGAGUACCUCAAUACAAGCAUCUAAUUACCAUUCCUGCUGGGAAACCUAAGGGGGGCUUGAAACUGGCACUAAAAGUGGAUCCUGAUAAAGUUAGACGUCUUAGUUUGAGUGAACAAGCACUUGAAAAGGCUACACUAUCUCAUGGGACUGAGAUUGUAAGGUUCACUCAAGAAAAUAUUCUGAGGGUAUACCCAAAGGGUACACGUGUUACCUCAUCAAAUUACAAGCCACUAAUAGGAUGGAUGCAUGGAGCUCAAAUGGUCGCAUUUAAUAUGCAGGGACAUGGAAAAUCACUCUGGUUGAUGCAUGGUAUGUUCAGAUCCAAUGGAGGGUGUGGUUAUGUUAAAAAACCUGAUUUUCUGACAAGAUUUGACCCUCAUAUUGACAUAUUUGAUCCUAAAGCAACACUGCCAGUCAAGAAAACUUUGAAGGUUAGAGUCUACCUGGGGGAUGGAUGGCGUUUGGAUUUCAGUCGUACACAUUUCGAUGCAUACUCCCCUCCAGACUUCUACACAAGGGUCGGCAUUGCAGGAGUUCCUGCAGAUUCCAAGAUGGAGAAAACCAAGGUAAUAGAUGAUGAAUGGAAUCCUGCUUGGAAAGAAGAAUUUACUUUCCCACUGACAGUUCCAGAACUGGCUUUGCUUCGAAUUGAAGUAUACGAGCAUGACAAGCACGAGAAGGAUGACUUUGCUGGACAGACAUGUUUGCCUGUUUCAGAGUUGAGGACAGGGAUCCGUGCAGUCCCACUAUUUGACCGCAAGGGUGAGAAGUUCAAGUCUGUAAAGCUUCUUAUGAGGUUUGAAUUUGUUUGAGACUCGUUAUUUUUCUUCCUGUUGUGUA